AGAUGAAAAUUGCGAGAAGCUGGGUGUAGCUUCUCGCGGCGUGGUAUAGAUAGCUGCUCAUGUGCUCCGUCACUACAUUUGAGAUCGCACAAGCACCGGUGAAGCCUGCGGAGAGGAUCGCUUGCACGCGCUAUGCAGAGAUGGGCAAGGGCCGCCAUCCUAGCGGCGGUGGUGGUUGGCUGCGUGCUGCUCCUUCCGUUCCUGAGGCCCUCACUACAAGGUAGCAACGCCCUCCAGGCACAGGCGGUCAGGUACGAUGGCAAAGAUAAUUUAGCCAUAGACGGGCCGGGGCCGUCCCAACAUCUGGAGGCAGAGGAGCCUGAUAGUAGAAACAUUGAGAACAUACGUGGUGAUUACCGCCUCGCUCGAGGGAGUAAUGGUGGAGAACAGGCUGCAAACAGCAGUGGGCUGACACAAAGGCUCACUGAAAGGCAACAAGCAGUUGUGGAGAUGUUCAGACACGCCUGGAAGGGCUACACCCAGUUUGCCUGGGGCAAAGAUGAGCUUCUGCCACUCACCAAGGAGGGAACCACAUCCUACGGGAUGGGGCUGACUAUCAUCGACUCCCUGGACACCUUGUGGCUAAUGGGACUGACCGAGGAGUUUCAAGAGGCCAGAGACUGGGUGGCACAGAGUCUGGAUAUUGCAGGGAACCACAGAGAAGUCAGUUUGUUUGAGACAAACAUCAGAGUUCUUGGCGGUCUACUGGCUGCUUACCAUCUCUCGAAAGACGCCAUUUUCCUUGAGAAAGCGGUUGAGCUGGGAGACAGAUUCUUGCCGGCUUUCAAGACACCCACCGGUAUUCCCUAUGGGACAGUGGUACUCAACCAGGACUGGCCCAAGAAAACUGCUAAAGUGGCCUGCAUUGCUGAGCUUGGCAGUCUCCAGUUGGAGAUGAGGGACUUGUCUCACUCGACCGGAGACAGCAAAUAUCAGACUGCAGCUGACAGGGCUCUGGAUGUGGUCCAGUCCCACAUGACCAGUGCUAUUGCCACCCAAGAAGUCUAUAUAGAGUCCGGAGUUCCCAAACCCACGGAGAUGAACGUGGGGGCCAGGACCGACAGCUACUACGAGUACCUCAUCAAGCAGUGGGUCCAGAGUGGAAAGAAUGAGGAAAAGAUAAGAGAGUGGUACGAGAGAGCUGCAAAUGCAAUCAUCUCAAAAUUGAUAAAGUACUCUCGUCCAAACCACAUGGCUUUCCCGGCAAAACUCUACUCCCCUGAUAGAACUGACUUCCGAUCGUCCAUGGAUCACCUCUCCUGCUUUCUCCCGGGUAUGCUAGCCCUCGGGUACCUCCACGGGUUCCCCAAGUCCCACCUGGACGUGGCCAGGAACCUCACGCACACCUGUUACCAGCUCUACCACCAGUCACCCUCCGGUCUCAGUCCCGAAGAAGUUAUCUUCUACACUCAUCCACUCUCCGGAACCGACUUUAAUUCUGUUACACCUGUCUACAUGUUGAGACCAGAGACAGUGGAAUCACUGUUCGUACUCCACCGUGUUACGAGGGACUCUGUCUACCAGGAGUGGGGUUGGGAGAUCCUGCAGGCCUUGAAGAAGCACUGUCAAGUGCGCAGUGGAGGCUACACCACCCUCAGGAACGUCAAUUCCCCCGUCCCGAAAAAGACCAACAAAAUGGAGAGCUUUUUUCUCGCAGAGACGCUCAAGUACUUGUUUCUGUUGUUUGCAGACGACGACCACCUCUUACCACUUGAUAGAUGGGUUUUUAAUACUGAGGCACAUCCACUACCCGUUUGGAUUUCAUAAUGCAUAACUAGUCAUCGAUCAUUUUACUGUUGAAGAAUGAUAUGCUCACAUUCAUCAUCAAAUUUUACAAGAACACAUAAAAAGAAUAUUAGUUAUUUAAUGCC
Molecule: messenger RNA, 1871 nt
Organism: Geodia barretti
Lineage: Eukaryota; Metazoa; Porifera; Demospongiae; Tetractinellida; Geodiidae
Source: the annotation of a GenBank genome assembly